AUGCUGUUUCUACUUGCGAUUGUGGGAUUAAUAAGCUAUUAUGUCUACAAGUCCAUAAGACCGCCACCGCCGAUUCCGUUGCCGGCAGACGUUUCCAAGACAUCUCAAAGAAUCAAGCUCAAUGAUGGCAGACAUUUAGCUUACAAAGAAUUAGGGUUUCCAAAGGACAAAGCCAAACACAAAAUAAUAAUGGUCCAUGGAUAUGGAAACUCCAAAGACGCCGAUUUAUACACCACUCAGGAACUCAUCGACCAAUUCCAGAUAUAUUUCUUAUUCUUCGAUAGAGCUGGUUAUGGAGAAAGCGAUCCUAAUCCAUCACGAACACUGAAAACAGAUGCAUACGAUAUCGAAGAACUUGCUGACAAAUUGCAAAUCGGUCCAAAAUUCCAUGUUUUGGGAAUGUCACUUGGAAAUUACCCAGUUUACGGUUGCCUCAAAUACAUUCCUCAUAGACUAAGUGGAGCAACGUUGGUGGUUCCGUUAGUGAAUUUUUGGUGGAGACGUGUGCCUCGAGACUUGUUGAAUGCAGCGAUCAAGAAACUACCAUUUGAGUUUCGCAUGACACUUCGAGUCGCACACUACUGUCCAUGGUUGUUACAUUGGUGGCUGACUCAAAAAUGGUUCCCAAGUAAUCGAGAUCCCAAAAGAACUAUGACCGAACGAGAUAUUGAACUAAAAGCAAAACAUGCCAAAGAUUCCUACCUGGAGACUGCUUUACGACAAGGUGAAUAUGUGAGCGCACACCGAGACAUUGUCGCGGGAUAUGGGAAUUGGGAAUUUGAUCCAACCGAAUUGAGCAAUCCGUUCUCGGAUAGUAACAAAGGAUCGUUUCAUAUUUGGUGUGGACUCGACGACAAACAGAUUUUGCGGGAAGUCUUCAUCUAUAUAUGUGAUAAACUACCAUGGAUUACGCUCCAUGAGGUCCCUCAUGGUGGACAUUGGAUUAUCCAUGAGAAGCAUCAUUUCGAAGCCAUCAUCAAAGCCGCUUGUACUUGA
Molecule: messenger RNA, 996 nt
Organism: Microthlaspi erraticum
Lineage: Eukaryota; Viridiplantae; Streptophyta; Magnoliopsida; Brassicales; Brassicaceae
Source: the annotation of a GenBank genome assembly